UUGCUUUACAAAAUACUUCUUGGUUGCCAUGGCGAUGCAUUUAGGAUCAUUGCUGGAAGAUCCAGCCAUGUUUCCUCCUCAGUGUUCUCACUGAAGGUAGGAGUCUUAUGACCAAAAUCAGCUCCAUCCAUUUAUCCUUUCCUUCAUACAGACCAGUUGUCCUGUCUCCUUUGCACAAAAGCAGCCCCAAACCAUGAUGUUUCCACCCCCAUGCUUCACAGUGGGUCUGGUGUUCUUCCUCUCCUAAACACAGUGAGUGGCGUUCGUACCAAGAAGUUCUCAUUGAUCCCAUUUGAUCACACGGCCUUCUCCCAACCCUCAUCUGGAUCAUCCAUGGUCUGUGCAGAACUGUAGACGGUCCUGGACGUGUUCUGGUUCAGGCAGGAUGAACCUGUGGAGCUCUGCAGGAUUUGGGUCCGUGACGUUGUGAGUUCCCGUAGCGGCCUUUGUUUCUGUGGUUCCAGCUCUCUUCAGGACCAGUUCCCCCGUGUAGUUCUGGGCUCUAACAUGCAGAUGCAGGUGGAGGGAGGUUGUCCCUGCUCCUCUAAGAAUCGCUCCAACGGUGGAUCUCUUCUCUCCAAACUGCUGUUUAUAGUAGAUGGGUUCAUCCCAGUCUGGUUCAGGUCUACAGUCCCUGGUGUCCUCAGACAGCUCUUUGGUCUGUUUAGAGCAGCAGUUAUGAUGAACAGCAGGACUAUAAUAUUCUGUUUCUUAUGUUCUCUUAUUUUCCAGCAGAGAUCAAGCUCCAGUCCUGCAAGCGUUCAAACUACAUUUGACAUGACUGAUCAUUUUCCAUAGACUAGUAUUGAUCAUUUUCCAUAGACUAUGAUCGAUCAUUUUCCAUAGACUUAGCAUUUCAUUUUGUUUCUGUUACAACCCCCCACCCCCAAGAUCCCUGUCCUCCUGCGGAACUUUCGUGGGUCAGAAUCCUUCUUGUCUCGGUUUAUCAACCUUCUGCAGAUGUUGGGUUUCAUCCUGGCUCCGGUUCUGACCUCCUGCCCCAGCCGCGGAGGCGUGGGGCCGGCCGGCCGCGCCAGCGGGCGUGUGGAGCCGGGCGGCGCUCGCAUGUGGAUGCGCAGCCAGCUCUGACUGUCCGCCGCGCUGCAGCUGCGCAGACUCUCGGACCGACCGAAGCCAUGGCCAGUAAGUAGUUCAUCUACACUGCAGCAUCUGCGUUGAACGGUUCCCCCCCCGGAGGUGUGAUCUGGAGACCAUGGAGCGCCACGGGACUGCCAGGAGUCCACGGAGCAGUACGCGCGGCUUCCGUCCUCUGCUGGCCGCGUGGCUGCUCGGCUUUCUGCUGGCGGGGAUGCGCCCCGCCGCCGCACCGCCGUCCCGGAGGUUGGAGGAAGAAGCUCACGGCGCCGUGCUGCUCGUCGGGAUACGGCAGGACGCCCGGACGCAGGUCCUUCACCUGUCCAGGAACAAGCGCUACACGCUGACGCCAGAGAAGCUGAAGUGGGACAAGUUCAAGCUGACAUACAAGUUGCUCUCCUUUCCCACAAACCUGAUCAACGCCAGCGACACCCGCAGAGGUCUGGCCAAGGCCUUCGGCAUGUGGAGCGACGUGUCCCCGUUCACCUUCAGGGAGGUGCCGGCCGACCAGGAGGCCGACAUUAAGAUCGGUUUCUACCCCGUCAACCACACAGACUGCCUGCAGUCCUACUUGCACCACUGUUUUGACGGCAUCACCGGGGAGCUGGCGCACGCUUUCUUCCCGCCAACAGGAGAGAUCCACUUUGACGACGAUGAGUACUGGAUAGUUGGAAACAUGCGUUUCAGCUGGAAGCGAGGGGUUUGGCUGACGGACCUGAUCCACGUGGCGACUCAUGAAAUCGGCCACGCCCUCGGGCUCAUGCACUCCAUGAACCCCAAAGCCAUAAUGCACCUGAACGCCACGCUGACGGGACGUAAACUGAUCACGCAGGAUGAGGUGUGGGGCCUGCACCGUCUGUAUGGAUGUUUGGACCGCUUGUUUAUCUGUCCUGCCUGGGCCCGGAAAGGUUACUGCGACAGCAAGCGCAGGCUGAUGCAGCGCCACUGCCCCUCCAGCUGCGACUUCUGCUACGAAUUCCCUUUCCCCACGGCAGCCCCCACCCCAUCUCCCCCCAGGACCAAACACAAGCUGGUGGUGGAGGGAAAGAAGCUCACGUUUCGCUGUGGGAAGAAAAUCGCAUCAAAGAGAGGCAAAGUGCACUGGUUCAAAGAUGGGGAGCUGCUGGAGUACUCCCACCCCAACUACAUCUCGCUGAAGGACGACCACAUCACCAUCGUGGCCAACGCCAUCAACGAGGGCACGUACACGUGCGUGGUGAAGAAAAAGGACAAAGUUCUCACCAGCUACUCGUGGAGGGUGCGUGUUCGCUUCUGAAGCGGCGCUGCGGGACACGUGUUGCUUCUUCCCGUUUUACGCCCACCGUCUCCUUCAUCCAGAGCAUUUUCCCAUCGUUCCCGGUCCGGUACCGACCGGCACCUGACUGGAAAGUCAACUUUUUGCCUUUUAUCUCAGAGCACCACACCUUUUCUGUGGCUCCUCCAGAUGCAACCGUGUCUGAGAUCCCCAUCCUUUAGGGAAGAGAUUCUGAAACUUCACAGACGUCUUUCCAGAGCUUGAUGGCGCCGUCUGCAGCCUGUGGAGGUCCACGGACGCUGUUACUGCCCAAGACGCCGUCGGCGUUCCCUCCAAACUCAGCACGUCAGGGGCAAAAACCAGACAAGGCGUCUUCAUGAAGAUUUCCACGUCUGCAGACGUUUCCUUUGGCUACAAUCAGAAGAUUUCUUGGUUCUGGUUUGAUGCUGUAAUAAAACAUUCAGACCCA
This is a messenger RNA of Oryzias latipes (Japanese medaka), 2819 nucleotides long. RefSeq names its product matrix metallopeptidase 23ba (gene mmp23ba). Gene Ontology annotation, molecular function: zinc ion binding; metalloendopeptidase activity. Gene Ontology annotation, biological process: proteolysis; collagen catabolic process; extracellular matrix organization. Gene Ontology annotation, cellular component: extracellular matrix. The record is from RefSeq and is a predicted model, not a curated record. Lineage: Eukaryota; Metazoa; Chordata; Actinopteri; Beloniformes; Adrianichthyidae.